Messenger RNA from Notechis scutatus (mainland tiger snake), 4261 nucleotides. The record is from RefSeq and is a predicted model, not a curated record. NCBI's taxonomy places the organism in Eukaryota, Metazoa, Chordata, Lepidosauria, Squamata, Elapidae.
GAGAGAGAGAGAGGAAGGCAGGGAGUCUCCGCGGCACUCACGUUCCGAGCGGCUUGGAGGAAAGAUUGGAGCCAGCGCUCUUCGCGACCCGGCUAAAAACGAUGGUUUGGGACUCGGUGGCCUUCCGUGCAUCCGGAGCCCCGUUUCUUCCCCCGAGCCCAGCCAUGCUUGGUCGGGCUUUGCUCUUCCUUUUCAGCGGGCUGUGCGCUUGGGGUUUUAAUCUGGACUCCAAGGCGCCGACGGUUUUGAUCGGCCCCCCGGGCAGCUUUUUUGGCUUCUCAGUGGACUUUUACCUCCCGGAAGAACAGAGUGGCAGCAUCCUUGUCGGGGCACCCAAGGCUGAAACAGGCCAGUCAGAAAUUAAGCAAGGAGGUGCGGUUUUCUAUUGUCCCUGGCAUCUUGGCAACAACAGCUGCACGACCAUUGAAUUUGAUAGCAGCCAAGGAUCCCGUUUAGAGGAACUCAAUGGGACGCUAGAGCAAAUGGAAUUUAAAUCUCUCCAAUGGUUUGGAGCCACGGUGCGAUCACACGGCAAAUCCAUCUUGGCCUGUGCCCCCUUGUACAGCUGGCGGACAACUAAAGAUGAACCUCAGCGCGAAGUUGUGGGCACAUGCUACCUGUCAAUCAACAACUUUACUAAAUUUGUGGAAUAUGCUCCUUGCCGUUCAGAUUUGAACUCACCUGCUGGACAAGGCUAUUGUCAAAGUGGUUUCAGUGCUGAAUUCACAAAGGCAGGACGAGUUCUUCUUGGUGGCCCUGGAAGCUACUUCUGGCAAGGCCAAGUGUUCUCAGCAACUCAAGAGGCCAUUGAAGAAUCCUAUGAACCUGAGUUUUUAAACGUUGUGGUUAGAGAAGAGCUCAAGACACAACAGGCUCACAUCAAAGCGGAUGACAGUUACCUGGGCUAUUCUGUGGCUGUAGGUGAAUUCAGCGGAGAUGCCACUGAAGAUUUUGUGGCUGGUGUUCCCAAAGGAAAUCUCACUUAUGGAUACGUAACAGUUCUAAAUGGAAGUGACAUUCGACCAUUAUACAACUUUUCUGGAGAACAGAUGGCUGCCUAUUUUGGGUAUGCUGUGGCUGCCAUGGAUAUCAAUGGUGAUGGACUAGAUGAUUUGCUGAUCGGCGCCCCCUUGUUUAUGGAAAAAACGGAAGAUGGCCGUGUUCAGGAGGUGGGCAGGGUCUAUAUCUACCUGCAAAAGACAUAUGGCAUGGAGCCAGGUGCCUCAGCUGUAUUGACCGGUCACCAAGAGUUUGGCCGCUUUGGCAGUGCUAUAGCCUCAUUGGGAGACCUCAACCAGGAUGGCUACAAUGAUGUGGCCAUCGGAGUGCCAUUUGGUGGCACGGCAAAGCAAGGAAUGGUCUAUGUGUAUAAUGGCCAACAGAACGGGCUGCACCCCAAGCCGUCUCAAGUAUUGCAAGGCUACUGGUCACCUGGUCAAGUCCCCGACUUCUAUGGCUUGGCUUUGCGUGGGGCCAAAGACCUGGAUGGAAACGGUUACCCAGAUCUAAUCGUGGGGGCCUUUGGAGUGGAUAGAGCCAUGGUUUACAGAGUGCAUUGUCUGUCACAGAUUUCUUACAUUGUCUCAUUGCUCCUUUCCCCCCCCCUAUGUGUCAACAGCAUCAACUUGAGCUUCUGUUUAAAUGCAUCUGGAAAGCAUGUUCCUGAUUCCAUUGGAUUCACUGUGGAGCUGCAUCUCGACCACCUCAAACACAAAGGAGCAGUUAAGCGGGCCCUCUUCCUGCACUCCCAGCAAUCCCACCUCAUUCAGACCCUCCAAGUUCGCAACGGAGCCAGUUCGGAGUGCCGCGAGAUGAAGAUUUACCUGAGGAAUGAGUCCGAAUUCCGGGAUAAGCUCUCCCCCAUCCACCUGUCACUGAACUUCUCACUGGAUCCAGAGGCACCAACCGAUGCACAUGGCCUACAGCCCAUCCUUAACUACCACACACGCAACCACAUUGAACAGAAGGCCCAAAUUCAGCUGGACUGCGGAGAGGACAAUGUCUGUGUCCCUGACCUGCAACUUGAUGUCUUUGGGGACCAUACUGUUGCCUAUCUGGGAGACAAGAACACAGUGAACCUUUCAUUCCAUGCAAUGAAUCGUGGAGAAGGUGGUGCCUAUGAAGCUGAACUCCACGUGACAAUCCCACCGGAGGCAGAUUAUAUAGGAGUUCAACGCAACUACGGGAACAUUUCCAGCCAGAGCUGCCGCUAUGACACCGUGAACGACACAAAUAUGGUUAUCUGUGACCUGGGCAAUCCGAUGAAAGCAGGUGUCAGCCUCUGGGGUGGCCUGCGCUUUACCGUGCCUCGUGUCACCGACGCUAAGCCAUCCAUCCAGUUUGAUUUCCAGAUUCACAGCAAGAAUGCCAACAAUUCUCACAGCGAAGUAGAAUCUUUCGUCCUGCGCGUCGAGGCUGCCUUUCACAUUUCAUCCCAUGGAGCAUCCAGGCCAGACUCUGUAUCUCUGCCUGGUUGGGUCCCAGGUAGAUUGGUGAAGCGUGAACAAGAUAUCGGCCCUGGGGUCUGCCAUGUCUAUGAGUUUGUCAAUGAUGGGCCCAGCGCCAUCAGUGAAGGAGUGUUAGACCUCAGUUGUCCUCUCCAAGUGCAAGGACGAGCUGUACUGUACGUCACCCACUACAUGGUGCGGGCAAAUUGUACCUCCAACAGCCCCAUUAAUCCAUUACAUCUGCAGCUGGAGCAACCUCCAACACCUUUUCCUGGGCAGGAACAGCAUUAUGUGCAGAAGCAAGAUGGAGGAUGGAACACAGGCAACAUUGGAAGCACUUUCCCUCUGAAGUGUCAUGAGGAUGAAUGUUUCCAACUUCACUGCCGCAUGGGAGCAUUGCAACGACAGGAAAGUGUCAGCUUACACUUCUAUUUUCGCAUCUCGUCCAAAAGUUUUCAACAGAAGGAGAACUAUCCCCAGACUAUCCAGUGUGAAGCAGUUUACCAUAUGCAAAAGGUGCCCUACAAAAUCCAGCCUCUAGAGCAACCCACUCAUCUGAAGAUGUCAACAUUACUCCAUUGGGCUAAGCCAGAGACUAGCCAGGGUGUUCCUCUAUGGAUCAUCAUCUUAGCCAUCCUGAUUGGACUGCUGCUGUUGGCACUGCUCAUCUAUGUGUUGUACAAGCUGGGCUUUUUCAAACGUUCCCUUCCUUACGGCACAGCCAUGGAGAAAGCUCAGCUGAAACCACAAGCCGCUUCAGAGGCCUAGCAGGUCCACGUCGCCCUCUGUGUAUGUGUGUUGCUGCUGCUGCCGCCCUGCGAAGAGGCACUCGGAUCGCCCCAUCAAGAGCACUGGGGAGGAGGAAGGAUUCCAAUCAACACCAGCAAGGCUUAGAGAAGGGCAGGGCCGCAGAUAUGGGGCCCGCUUGGACGACUGCAGGGUUCGGUGCGCCAAGCACUUCUGCUUUCCCUCUGUGAAAGAGGCUCCAACCUUGACACGAAGCGCCCUCCUUUCCCAGCCAUUCCCGUCCCCUGAGGCUUGGAUCCUAACAACAACAACUUGUGUCCUGAACUGAGGGCUGCAGCAGGCAUUUCGCUUCCAGCCCAAGGGAAUACUUGAAGCCGCUGGAGCGGCAGGUGCUGGCCUGAUUUCAGGCCCCUUGAGUCAAGCUGUCUGUUCCGUCCAUCUGGGGGAAAGGGAUUGUCGUCGUGGACAGUUUUCAAGCUGCCGGGUCUUCUUUAGAUUGACACAGCUUGGCUGAAGGGAAAAAACAAAAACAAAAGGAAAAAAAUAAAAUAAAAAGCACAAUCACCUCCGGAGUCCAGCUCUUUCUCCUCCGUGGGCCAGAAUGGAGGAUCCUGGGCUCUCUCUCUCUCUCCUUUCCCAUCUUCCCCGGUUUGCUUCCUGUGGAGGACGACAUGGGGCAGAGACUUUAGCUGGGAAAGCUGGAUGCUCCCACAAUGCCAAAGAUUUUGCCACAUUAGGAAGCCAAGCCAUCACCCGGUGUCGGCCCGGACUCGCCGACGGUCUUCGCACUGAUCUCCAGAAACCGCUAGAGAUGUUUAUUUUUCAAAUGCCACUUUAAUUAAAAGAAGAAGGAACGAGGAAGCGAGGGACACCUCUUGGUAGCAGAGACAGGGGUUGCUGUUUUAAUUUAAAAUGUCCAAUGUGCAAUAAAUGCUUCCCUAUUUUCUACUUUGUCUACUUACUUAGUAAAUGUUAGCACUAUGCAGUUGGGUGCGAGCUAUAGCAUCUAAAAUUGCUUAUUUCUGUCCAACGGAGUUAGAAUUUUGAUGGUGAACAGUUAGCAGGAG